Arvicola amphibius (Eurasian water vole) is the source of this 2070-nucleotide messenger RNA. RefSeq names its product collagen like tail subunit of asymmetric acetylcholinesterase (gene Colq). NCBI's taxonomy places the organism in Eukaryota, Metazoa, Chordata, Mammalia, Rodentia, Cricetidae. Gene Ontology annotation, molecular function: heparin binding. The coding region runs from base 1 to 1359 and encodes 452 amino acids. The transcript is spliced from 17 exons. The record is from RefSeq and is a predicted model, not a curated record.
AUGGUUGUCCUGACUCCAAUGACUUUGGGAAUUUAUCUCCAACUCUUUUUCCGCUCCAUCGUGUCUCAGCCGGCUUCCAUCAGCAGUGUCCGACCAGUCUCAGCAGCCCUGCCUGGCCUGGAUCAGAAGAAAAGGGGCAGCCACAAAGCAUGCUGCCUCCUGACCCCUCCGCCGCCCCCACUGUUCCCACCACCCUUCUUCAGAGGCAGCAGGAGCCUGCUUCUCUCUCCAGACAUGGAGAAUCUUCUGGAACUUGAGGCCUCACCAUCACCCUGCAUUCAAGACUCACUCGGUUCUCCUGGGCCCCCUGGUCCCCAGGGUCCGCCUGGGCUUCCUGGGAAGACAGGACCAAAGGGAGAGAAGGGGGAUCUUGGCCGCCCAGGAAGGAAGGGUAGACCCGGACCCCCAGGUGUUCCUGGAAUGCCCGGGCCUGUUGGCUGGCCAGGCCCUGAAGGACCCAGGGGUGAAAAAGGUGACCCGGGUAUGAUGGGCUUGCCGGGGUCAAGAGGACCAAUGGGCUCCAAGGGCUUCCCUGGAUCCAGAGGGGAAAAGGGAUCCAAAGGAGAAAGGGGUGACUUGGGUCCCAAAGGAGAAAAGGGUUUCCCUGGUUUUCCUGGAAUGCUGGGGCAGAAAGGUGAAAUGGGUCCAAAGGGAGAGCCUGGGCUAGCAGGACACCGAGGCCCCACCGGGAGACCAGGAAAACGAGGCAAGCAGGGUCAGAAGGGAGACAGUGGAAUCAUAGGCCCACCAGGCAAGCCUGGGCCUCCAGGUCAACCUGGUCGUCAAGGUCCUCCAGGGCCUCCAGGUGCCCCAUCUGCAGGACAACUUGUGAUGGGACUCAAAGGAGAAAGAGGAUAUCCGGGGCCUCCAGGAAGAUGUCUUUGUGGACCCCCAGUGAAUGGGAAUAACCCUUCCCAUGGGCCUGGCUCCCCCAGAGUUCCUGCAAUUUUUGUGGUCAACAACCAGGAGGAGCUUGAGAAACUGAACACUCAGAAUGCCAUUGCCUUCCGCAGAGACCAGCGAUCAUUGUACUUCAAAGACAGCCUUGGCUGGCUCCCUAUCCAGCUGACCCCUUUCUAUCCUGUGGGUUACACCAUAAACCAACAUGGCACCUGUGGGGAUGGCGUCCUGCAGCCUGGGGAGGAGUGUGAUGAUGGUAAUCAUGACGUGGGAGACGACUGCAUUGACUGUCACCGGGCCUACUGUGGAGAUGGUUACCGGCACCAGGGCGUGGAAGACUGUGACGGCUCUGACUUUGGCUACCUGACAUGCGAGACCUAUCUCCCUGGGUCAUAUGGAGACCUUCGGUGCACCCAGUACUGCUACAUCGACUCCACACCCUGUCGUUACUUCACGUGAGGGGCUCAAGGAACAGGUGGGCUGCAGCCCAUGGGACUGGUGGCUGUAUCUCUGCCUCGCACAUCAAGCUGGCCUUACCCUCUCCUUGGCCAGUGUCUACCGACCUUCAUUUGACGAAACAAGAAUACACUCUUGCUGCUAAGAUGUGUUUUUGACUCAGUUUGACCGGAAGAAUUUUGGACCACUGCAUCCUGUCUUAAUUAAAAGAACCAGAAAUCUUCUACAUGUCCGCCCUGGAACUCCCCUCCCUCAUCUGGCUAAGCAGCUGGCUGUAAUGCCUUAUCUCUUCUGGAAAGAUGCCGUCUCAGGCCAUGGACUUGGCUUAACACUGUUAUCCAUACAGGAACCGGCAGGGCUCAUGUGUUUUCUUCUGCUCUCACCUGGAGGUGGGAGUGCUGGCACACUGGCUUCUGCACCCUUCAGAUCUCCAACACAGCCGUUCUUACCCAAGGCAGCCAACUGUUAGGUUUCUCAAGAUUUAAGAACCACAAAACAGGAAGUGAGCAUAUUCUCUUGGUGCAGCUCCCAGCUUCAUACCAACCGAGGGACCCUUCAACUGGCCAGAGCCUCAGCUUUGUGUGGAGUUGGAAGUACUAAGAAAGCCAUAACCAGGUCGGAACAGAAACCUUCCUCCUCUUGAAGUUCUGAGGACAGUGGUGACAGUAUCACAUCCCAGGUGCCAUCUUGGCCUCUGCCUUGACGGUGUCCUUC